CAUGGCCUGGAAUCGGCAGCCCCCCAGGCAGGCAGCUAGGGACCCUGAGGGUGAAAGAGGCCGAGCGAUGGCCAGUGCUGGGCGUCUGCUGCUGCCACUGCUCUGCCUGCUACCCAUGGCCCCGGUGCUGACAAUCAAGAAGUACCAGCAGCUGUCCCAUAAGAGCAUCGGAGAGCCCUGUGAGAUGCACAGUGAGUGCCAGAGCGACUGUUGUGUCACCAACAGCCUGAACCCUCAGAAGUUCUGCACCGCCCAGACCGCGUUCCAGCAGUGCCUGUCCUGGAAGAAGCCAAACGGGUACAUCUGCAAGGACCACUUGGAAUGCCAGAGCAAAUGUUGUGCCAUCAGCGACUACGGGGUGGACAUGUACUGCAAAGCCAAGACCAUCUUCCUGCAGUGCUUGCCCUGGCGCAAGCCCAACUGGGACUACUGUGACUACCACAGAGAGUGUCGCAGCAAGUGCUGCAUCCGGCUGAACGAGCUCAGCCCCAGCCGCUGUGUCCCCCAGAGCGGCAUCCUGCUCCAGUGCCUGCCCUGGUAACGUGGGCCCAGUCUGUGCCCUGGAGACCACCCUACAUGCUGAGUCCUGUGUGUGUUCAUGGGACCAUGAAGGCCUGCAGGUAUUACAUGUCUAACCGUGAACUCCCAAGAC
This is a messenger RNA of Dama dama (fallow deer), 652 nucleotides long. It is a transcript of the gene LRCOL1, whose product is annotated as leucine rich colipase like 1. Gene Ontology annotation, cellular component: extracellular region. Gene Ontology annotation, molecular function: enzyme activator activity. The record is from RefSeq and is a predicted model, not a curated record. The transcript has 6 exons. Gene Ontology annotation, biological process: lipid catabolic process; digestion. Bases 2 to 541 code for a protein of 179 amino acids. NCBI's taxonomy places the organism in Eukaryota, Metazoa, Chordata, Mammalia, Artiodactyla, Cervidae.